Messenger RNA from Eremomyces bilateralis CBS 781.70, 1458 nucleotides. RefSeq names its product amidase signature enzyme. Bases 1 to 1458 code for a protein of 485 amino acids. The record is from RefSeq and is a predicted model, not a curated record. NCBI's taxonomy places the organism in Eukaryota, Fungi, Ascomycota, Dothideomycetes, Eremomycetales, Eremomycetaceae. The transcript is spliced from 3 exons.
AUGACAAACAGAGCGUCCCCCCUACCCAAUUGGGCCCAGAAAUCCGCCCAGAAGCGCGAUUCGUUGAAAGCCAAGAUCAACCCAGCCUGGCUUCUGGACCUGUCUCCGACCGUGGACCUCAGUGAGAGCUCAACCGUGAGCGCCAUGGAUGUGCUGCAGCAAUACGGCCGGCAAGUCUUGUCGAAGCAGGAAUGGGAGCUCACGGAGGAGCACGACGCCACGGGCAUGCUGCAAUUGCUCGCGGAGAGGAAGGUGUCCGCGGUAGAGGUGACGACGGCGUUCUGCAAGCGGGCGGCGAUUGCGAACCAGCUGGUCAAUUGCUUGACGGAGGUGAUGUUCGAUGAAGCGGUGGAACGGGCCAAAGAACUGGAUGAGCACUUCGAGAGGACGGGGAAGCCGCUGGGGAGGCUCCAUGGCCUGCCAAUCAGUCUUAAGGACUCGUUCAACGUAAAAGGCGUCCAAUCCGCCAUCGGAUACGUCUCGUUCCUAGACCACGAACCACCCACCUCGAACGCCGCCCUCGUGGACAUUUUGCUCGCCGAAGGCGCCGUCGUGUACUGCAAGACCAACGUCCCGGUGACCUUGAUGAUGGCCGAUUCCGUCAAUAACGUCACCGGCCGAACCCUCAACCCCAACAAGCUCAGCCUGACGGCCGGCGGCAGCACCGGCGGCGAAGGCGCCCUGGUCAAGCUCCGUGGCUCACUCCUCGGCGCAGGCACCGACAUCGCCGGCUCGGCCCGCAUCCCCGCGCUCUGCAACGGGAUCUACGGCUUCCGCCCGACGACCCUCCGCGUGCCGUUCGUCGGGCUGACGGCGCCCGGGCGCGUCGGGAGCCCGAGCCCCAUUUUGCCGGUGAUAGGGCCAGAGGGGCACUCCGUGCGGGACCUGGAGUUAUUCAUGCGGACCGUGGCGGACAGCGAGCCGUGGAAGGUAGACCACACGUGCGUAACGGUGCCCUGGCGGACGGUUGCGCCGCCCACCCGUCCGCUACGCUUCGGGUACUUGAAGGAAGAUCCAUCGCGGCCACUGCAUCCCACCGCCCUACGCGGCAUGACGUCCGCCGCGCGGAAACUCGAGGACACGGGCCACGCGAUCGUGGAACUCGACGGACGUGUCCCAUCGCUAUGGGAGACCUCGCGGCUGGCGUGGAAGUUCUUCGAGACGGAUCCGCAGCACGUCCCCGCGCAGCAUCUGCGCGCCUCGGGCGAGCCGCUCGUCCCCGCGUUAGAAACGACCACGCUCCCCGAACUCCAGGGGUGGGAGCCGAGCGUGGACGAGCUGUUCGAGAUGAAUUUGCAGAGGCAGGCGCUGGUGGGAGCGUGGCAUGACAUCGUGGUGGCGGAGCGGUUGGAUGCGAUCAUCCUGCCGACGUACCAGUCGACGGCAGUGAGGCAUGACACCUAUGGGUUCAUGAUUUACACCGUGUUGGCGAACAUGCUAGACGUAAGGAGCUCGUGA